This is a messenger RNA of Helianthus annuus (common sunflower), 1468 nucleotides long. RefSeq names its product protein POLAR LOCALIZATION DURING ASYMMETRIC DIVISION AND REDISTRIBUTION. The record is from RefSeq and is a predicted model, not a curated record. Gene Ontology annotation, biological process: asymmetric cell division. NCBI's taxonomy places the organism in Eukaryota, Viridiplantae, Streptophyta, Magnoliopsida, Asterales, Asteraceae. The transcript is spliced from 4 exons. Bases 220 to 1311 code for a protein of 363 amino acids.
CCCCCCAAAGUGUACCAUUUUUCAUUUUCAAACACAGGAAGCACGUGAGUUUCAGCCCCUUCUUCAACACUAUCAUGUGCACCUGCAACUUCCAUGAGUCAAUAAAUUACUCUUUCCUCUGAAAUCUUCUCAAUCUUCACUCACUCACUCACACCUUUUAAACUUCUUCAUCAUCAAUCUCCAAACCCCUAUUAUUUUUCUUCAACCUCAAAUCAUACAAUGUGGCAACUUCUGCUAGCAGCAGCAGUUGCAGCAUCUGGGUAUGUUGCAAGAAACAUUCUUUACAAAGAUCACAACAAACCCACAAAUCUUUUCUCACAUAAUCAUGAUUUACUCACAGAUUCACCAAAGAAUGCUUCUGAAGAAAUGUCACCGGUUUUUAGGUUUUGUAGUGCUUCAAAUGGGUCAAAGAAUGUAAGGAAGAAGGUGGGGAGGAGUGGUGGAAUAAAGGGUUAUCGGUUGAAUAAUGAAAGAAGAGUUGUUAAUGUUGAUGAUGAUGGUAAGAAGAAGUUUGGUGUUUGUUUGAAGAAGAGGCGUGUAGGGAGAAAUGGGUUUGCAAAGUGUCAGUCUUUUGAUGUUAAAGACAAAUCAUCUUUCGGUUAUGGAGUAGGAGUUGGCAUAAUGUACAUGAUGUCAGCCGGGAAAGCCGAAAUCGAGAGGCUAAAUGCAGCAGUAGACGAGACCGCUAAAGUUGUUCAAGAACUAAAAGCUGAAAUUUCCAAAAGAAAAUCAUCCUACGAUUCAAAGGUUGAAAAUACCGCCAAUAUCAAACAAUCUGUUUCCGAGAAAUCCAGUGAGGCGAACAAUAAUAUUGAAGUUUACGGUCUUUCCAUAAAUGAUGAAGGUGAAAAUGCAAGCAGCGUUAUAACAGAAGAACCGCAUAGAGAUGUGGUGGAAAUGGAGCAAUUAGAAGCCGAACUUGAAUCCGAGCUUCUAAAGCUUCAAGUGUCCACCACAUCGUCUUCUUUUCAGAACAAAACUACCGCUGAAGAUCUUGAUUUGGAAUAUAAUCAGGGUAAUGGUGUAAUGCCAUAUGAACUUGAUCAGAAACUAUGCCAUUUGUUAAUCGAACAGCAGGAAAGUCAAAUCGUUGACUUGGAGUCCGAAUUGCAACACACUAAUUCCAAACUCGUGGAGAAAGAAUCUGAGCUCCAAGCAUUAAAGGACUGCGUUAAACGCCUCAGUGACUUAUCUGUAACAUGCCCCUCAGAUGAAGAAACAGAAGGCGCGUUAGAUGAAGCUCGUAACAAGAUGAUAUAUGGUAACGGAAGAUCAAUGGCUGGGAUCAAAAGGGCAAUUGACUUUGAUUGAAAUGUUGUUGUGCAUAUGCUAACCUAGCUACAUUUUGUUCAAUGAUAAUACUGUACAUUUUUAGAAAUUUAAAUCUUUAUCAUAGGUAUUUGAUGAUGAGAUUUUAUGCAUGUAAGAGACUUUUUUUUUCUUUUUUACUUAUGGUUUUUAAGGAAUA